Helicoverpa zea (corn earworm) is the source of this 478-nucleotide messenger RNA. Its product is annotated as laminin subunit alpha-2-like. The record is from RefSeq and is a predicted model, not a curated record. Gene Ontology annotation, cellular component: basement membrane. The coding region runs from base 35 to 478 and encodes 147 amino acids. NCBI's taxonomy places the organism in Eukaryota, Metazoa, Arthropoda, Insecta, Lepidoptera, Noctuidae. The transcript has 2 exons.
AUUGCUUAACAGGCUUCAAUUUCUUUUUCAGAAAAUGGAGCUGCUUCAUGUAAUCAUCAAGUCAGGGCCGUCGCCCCGACCCUUGGCCUGGUCCCUGGAGGUCUCUCCCACCGAGGAGGGCGACGACUGGAGAAUGGUGCGGGCCUUCGGAGACAGGGACCACUGCCGCAAGCUAUGGGACCUUAGGCCCGAGAGACGCCGCCGCAAGGCGAGGGCAGCGAAGAGAAUCAACAGAGCUGAUAAACCUGCCUGUUCCACUCAGUUUGCUAGCCCGAGACCAUUGGAGAAUGGGGAGAUGCACGUGGGUAUAGGUGAGGGAGUGCUAGCGCGGCGCGUGCGACUCUCGUUCCGCGCCACGCAUGCGGGCCCCGCACGCCAGCAGUACUACACCGUGCGGGCUCUUACGAUAGCCGCGCGGUGUCUGUGCCACGGACACGCUACUAAGUGCCAUGUCAAUGCUAGGGUUUGUUAUCAAUGA